Cantharellus anzutake is the source of this 612-nucleotide messenger RNA. RefSeq lists its product as uncharacterized. The record is from RefSeq and is a predicted model, not a curated record. NCBI's taxonomy places the organism in Eukaryota, Fungi, Basidiomycota, Agaricomycetes, Cantharellales, Hydnaceae. Bases 122 to 574 code for a protein of 150 amino acids. The transcript has 2 exons.
CCUGACAGCUGGAAGAUUACUCACUACCUGAAAGUCAGCCCUGCUCGCGGGAUCCUGUUUUUCCCGUGGUUCACGUGUAACAAUUUGGCUGGGUUGAUACAACGGCCGGGCAAGUCCUUGCAUGCCUCGUGUGACCGUGCCCGCAAAGGCACGGCCCACAAACUCAAGGGUCGUGUGUGCGUGUAAAGAUCAUACAUCGCCAUUGCAAUCACGGUUCACCUGUCGUUUGCUGCCCGCUUCGACACUUGCUACGAUUUGGAUCUGGUUGCAAUCAUACGCCAUUCGUUUCAGAUGGCAGGCAUCCAUCUGCGCUGAAACCUCCCCGACGGCUAUAUGCAUUCGAUUCACUUUGCAUAGACCGCCUGUGCAUAUUGUCCCGCAAAUGACCCUGAUCACGUAUAUAUAUACAUAUACCCAUAGGGACGUCGUCGUGGGUAAGGCCAUCUGCUUGUCUGCGGCCACAGACCUUGGUUGGAUGGGUCAACCGUCUAUUCCUGAGAGUCAUAAUUAUGUACUGGUAUCGUCCAUUAUUUACUGCAAUAAUCAAGCCCAACCACGACGUCGCUGUAACUAGCUGAUCUCGGAACAGUGGCCUCAUACUUCCUCCCGCUC